This is a messenger RNA of Drosophila subpulchrella, 786 nucleotides long. Its product is annotated as protein zerknuellt 2. Gene Ontology annotation, biological process: regulation of transcription by RNA polymerase II. The record is from RefSeq and is a predicted model, not a curated record. The transcript is spliced from 2 exons. NCBI's taxonomy places the organism in Eukaryota, Metazoa, Arthropoda, Insecta, Diptera, Drosophilidae. Gene Ontology annotation, cellular component: nucleus. Bases 1 to 786 code for a protein of 261 amino acids. Gene Ontology annotation, molecular function: DNA-binding transcription factor activity, RNA polymerase II-specific; RNA polymerase II cis-regulatory region sequence-specific DNA binding.
AUGUUUAACAUUGAAACCGAAAAUUAUUUUGUGGACAACUGUUCAGUCAGUGACUUCAAGAUGCAUCCUUGUCUUGACUUAAACCUGGAUGCUGUUCCAUUAACUGGAACAAAGUCCUUUGAGAAAUCUAAGAGAUCCCGCACUGCAUAUACCAGUCAUCAGCUUAUUGAACUGGAAAGGGAGUUCCAUCAAAAUAAAUAUUUGGCCCGGACGAGGCGAAUCGAGAUUUCUCAACGUUUGGGACUUACUGAAAGACAGGUUAAAAUCUGGUUCCAAAAUCGUCGGAUGAAACUCAAGAAGUUGGCCAAUAAGAAAGCUAUUAAUGAGCCUCUGACCACCUCUAAUUCCACCACUUGCCAAUCAAGAGGACAUCUUCUGGAGGACGAACAGAUUGUAGAGCGCCUCCUUCAAUAUGCUAGCUCAAAUACGGAAACCGUUUACCUGCCGCAGGAUACUCCCUUGAUCAAAGAAGAGGGUCAUAUCACACCACCCUAUCAAGCCUACGAUUACCUCAAUGAGUUCUGUCCUGCUCCAAUGGAUCUUCCCCAGAUGGCAUUUAAUGAAUUGGAUUCCAAUUGGGCUAGUAAUUUGUUGCGUCUUGAAGACACAGUUCCUCCCAAAGGAAACAUUAUAGAGCCAAAUUCAAGUAGUUAUACUUACACCCCGAAUCAACCAAUGGUGCCGAAUUUCUGCUGGGACUCUAAUAGUUCUGCUUCUGGUUCCACAUCAUCGGAAGAUGUUCUGGAUGUGGACUAUGACUUCAUUCAAAAUUUAUUGAAUUUUUAA